AUGAGUAAUUCCUCUCAUUUUGAUCCUCCUCGUGGGGUAUUCACUUUACCUACGCCUUGUGAAUUGACUAACCCAUUCUGGGAUGUAAUAAAAACUUCCAAACAUUUUAAUUUACAAAGAACCAAAGCUUCAAACAUAAACUCUAUUUAUAGAGGAGUUAUUGGUACCAUUCAAAAUGUAUUUGAUACAAAGCAACCACCUUUUCGAAUCGUUUUUAGAGCUGAACCAACUAGUACUUCUUUACAAAUUGCUGUCUCACAAACUGAAAAAGGGAUUAACGAUGCGUGGAAAUGGAUUGAAGAUAGUUUAUUUUUGGGAUUAACUAAACUUGAUGAUCCCGGCGAAAAAGAAAAUUAUGUAGUAACAAAAAUAAAUUCAUUGGUUACUCGUCAAGAUAAAGGAACUGAUGAAGUUUCCGAGGAUGAAAGUGUUCGUGCUGCAUCCAGAGCUUUUCGACAGACCUUCGAUAUUGCUCCCACAGAAAGGCUGGUUAAUUUUUAUUCCUGUGCAUAUCGUAGUAUAAUUCAAGGAUGGAUGUACAUCAGCGAAAACUAUUUGUGUUUUUAUGCUUUUUGGUUAGGUCACGAAACAAAAAUAUUAAUAGAGUUAAAAGAUAUUCAAGAUUUAUUAAAAGAAAGAUCAAAACGUGGAAUAGUUGCAGAUUCCAUCAAAGUUAUCACAAAAGGUAGCCAAGAGACUUACGAUACUUUAAUGCAGUUAACAAGUCAAUCUAUGCAGAGAUUACUUAAAAAUGCUGCCAUAGAGCCAGCACCUGGAAAAUUUUUGUUUGAUUCCAAUUUUGAGCCCAAUUCUGAUAAAGAAAAAUCUGUGCCAAAAUGUAAUUCAGUUAUGCCCCGUUCCCCAAUGGUACCGCCAUUAAAGAAAGGACUUGAAGAACAGAAAAGGGAUAAAGAAUUUCAAAUGUAUUUUAAUCUACCCACAACUGAACAUCUUAUGGAAGAGUGUUCUUGCGAAUUUUCAACUCUAGAGAUGAAAGAAUUCUUAAACGGAAAACUUCAACUUUCUGAAGGUUAUCUCACCUUUGUAGCUGAUAAUGCAAAAAGUUGUAGCUUUAUUCUGCCAUUGUAUACUGUGAGGAGAGUUGAAAGGCUUAAUAGCAAAACACAUAUUUUUGCACUUUCAAUAUCGAAUUGGCAUCAAAUGAAAUUAACAUUACAAAUAAAUGGAAGCAAAAUAGCUUGUGAUAAGUUUUGUAAUAAACUUCGAGAUAAUCUAAAAGAACAGGUACGUCACAUGAAGCAUUUAAGGUCAUUUUUAAGUACGUGUAUUUCGGAAGCUUUACUUGUGGAUCCGAAAAAAGAAAUUUCAGUUGGUGGGUUAGGAUUAGUAUUUGGAUUUCCUGGUGAUUCUAAAAAAUUAAGGGAUAAGUAUAAGACAAAGCUUUGGAUUGAAUAUUUGCAGACACAUGGCAGGAAUUUGACUCUGAUCAAAAAUCCAUAUUUUUAUAAACUUGUUCGUGUUGGAUUACCGAACAAGCUACGUGGAGAAAUUUGGGAACUUUGUUCUGGAGCAAUGUUUUUGCGAUUUGUAAAUGAUGGGAUGUAUGAGAAAUUACAGAAAGAUUACGCUGGAAAAGUUUCGCUUUCAACUGAAGAGAUUGAAAAAGACUUGAACAGGUCUCUUCCCGAAUAUACCGCCUAUCAAACAAAAGAAGGAAUAAAUACUCUGAGAAGAGUAUUAACAGCUUAUUCCUGGAAAGAUCCUGAAUUAGGUUAUUGUCAGGCCAUGAAUAUUGUUACAUCUGCUAUUUUAAUUUACAUGAGUGAAGAACAAGCAUUUUGGAUAUUAAGUGUAUUAUGUGAUAGAAUGUUGCCAGGAUAUUAUAGCACAUCAAUGUAUGGUGCUAUUCUGGAUCAGUUAAUAUUUGAACAUUAUGUUCAAAAUAAAAUGCCCGUGCUUUAUGAGCAUUUUCAAAACGUUGACGUUCAACUGUCUGUCGCUUAUCUUCCUUGGUUCCUAAGCUUAUAUAUCAAUUCAAUGCCUCUCCUUUUUGCUUUCCGAGUGCUUGAUUGUUUUUUUUUGGAAGGCCCUCGAGUAUUAUUCCAGAUUGGAUUGGGUAAGAAAGCUUUAAAUACCUUUAAAUAUGAUGAACUUUUGACAAUUACUGAUGAUGGACAAUUCAUACAUGUAUUAAAAAAAUACUUUGGAGCAUUGGACCAGCCUGCUCAUCCAAAUAAUAAGAAUGAUAAGACCCGAGAAACUACUAAAUUUAAUGAGUUAAUGAUGGUGGCUUUUAAAGAAUUUUCAAGUAUCACAACUGAAAGUGUAACGGAACUUCGUAGAACACAUCAGCUUAAAGUCGUUCAUAAUAUCGAAAGUUAUACAAAGCGAGGACAAAUAAGAAAUUUGAAGGAUACUUCGAAAUUUUCAAAAAAUGAUAUCUCUAUUAUUUAUGACAAAUACUAUAAUGCACAGUUCUAUGGUAAACAAAAAAGUGUGCGAAAUGACUCUCGAAUGGAUUUGAAUACAUUUUAUCGGUUUUUAGGAAGUAUUUCUGGUUGGGCAAAAUUAGACGAUGAUAAUCUUACAAAAGAAAAUGGAUCACCGAGAGAUAAUCAAGGAAGAAGAUUAGUAGGAUAUGAAUUUAUUAAUAAAUUAUUUAUUCAUUUCGACCGAAGUCAAUCUGACGGACUUACUCUUCAAGAUGUUGUAUUAGGGCUUGGAGAAAUUGUUUUUGGAGAUCUCUUGUCACGAAUGGAAUUGUUUUUCAAUUUACAUGAUAGUGACAAGGAUGGGUAUCUAUUUAAGGAAGAGAUAUUACAAAUGUCAGAAAGUUUCCUAUUUAUAUUUAGAAAUCUACCAGAUGAUGGUCAUUUAGGUUCUGUUUCAAAUUUUAUAAAAAAUGCUUUUGAAUAUACAGAAUCUAUGGGUGAAACUGAUGAUGUAGAAAAUUUAUUGACGGAAAAAGAAGAACAUAAUACGAGAAUGUCAUUACCAUCAUUUCGUAUGAUAAUAUUAGCAGAUGGUUAUCUUGAAGAAUUUUUUGAUUCGGGAUUUGCAACAACAUUCCAAUUUAUUGAGCCGACAGAAGAAAGAUCAAAAGGACUUGGAAGAGAAAUAUUUAAUGCACUAAUGACAGAUGGCAUGAAAUUAGCAGGGAAAUUUGGUAAAAGGCUUAACAAUGCAAGACCAAAAUCAUUUGGUUCACCAGAUCGAAGUAGCUCUUCAAAUUCUAUAUCAAAUAGAUACAGUAUGAAUUCACCAGCUCAAUCAACUACAUCAUCAAUGAAUUCAAAUAAUAUGACAGAAAUUGAAUCACAAAAAUCUUUGUUAAAAGCACAAGGAAAUGAUUCUCCUAUUUCAUUUGGUUCCGAAGAAGAAGAUGGACUUAUGCAAGAAGUUGAUAGAUUAUUAAGUGAAUUUAGCAUUGAUGAAACCGGUCAUGAUAAUAGCAGUGCUUUGUCAAUUGAUAUACAAGCUACCGGGAUGACCUUGGGUUUUUUACUAUCAAUUACUAAACACAAUUCUGGAAUUCGGUUAUUUGGCAAUAACAGUUCAGUAACCGCUUGUAAUACUGCCUCACUCAUAGAUGAUAAUGAUGAGUUUGAGCGUGAUUUAAAGAAUGAACUUAGGUUAGCUAUCGAUGAAUAUAAAUAA
Molecule: messenger RNA, 3618 nt
Organism: Funneliformis caledonium
Lineage: Eukaryota; Fungi; Glomeromycota; Glomeromycetes; Glomerales; Glomeraceae
Source: the annotation of a GenBank genome assembly